AUCAAAAAUAAUCCUAUUACUGGUCAUCCUACAGAUUAUACGAAAUUGUUAGGUGGAGUAAAAAGAGAUGAGAAUGGACAUAUAGUUUCUGCUAAUUCUUUGUUAUUAAGUUGGUACACACAAGUUAAUAUGUCUGCAGUAGACCUAAAUGAGGUUGGUAAUGUAGUUGGCACGGAAGAUUGGGUCACAGUGCCACUUGCACUAUGGGAAGCAAAGUUUUUAGAACUAAUGCAAUCAGAAUCACAAAACUCGUCAACUUUUAAAGUGUAUUAUGAGGCUGGUAGAAGUUUCGGUGAUGUCAGCGGCCAAGCAAUGUUCCAAGAGGUAGAUAAACUUUUUAUGGGAAUAGUUUUAAUGUUUUUGUACAUAGUUUAUGGACUUUCACGUCUCAACUGGUUAGAAAUAAAACUUAUACCGAGUGGUGUUGGUUUGGUGAGUGUGGCAAUGGCGUAUGUUACAUCUUUGAGUUGGUGUUCCAUUUUGGGCGUACCUUUUGGCCCUGUCCAUUCUGCUUUACCUUUCCUCUUAAUGGGGCUUGGUAUUGACGAUAUGUUUGUAAUAAAUGCAUGUUGGAAUACAGUGUGUGAAUCUGACCUUAAAAAAAGUCUUCCAGUAAAAGUUGGCUUGACGAUGAAACAUGCUGGAGUGUCAAUAGUCAUUACUUCAUUCACUGAUAUCGUUGCUUUGCUCAUAGGUGCUAUUACGAUUCUUCCGUCUUUAAAAUCGUUUUGCAUAUAUGCUGCUAUAGGAGUAUUUUUCAUUUUUUGUUUCACUGUUACAUUUUACGUAGCAGUAUUUACGUUGGACCUUAAGAGAAUGGAGACAAAUAGAAAUGGAAUAUUAUUUUGUUACAGACACAGAGAAAGGAUUUAUCCUGCUAAAGAAAAAACUAUACUUCAAAAACUGUUAUUACUGUUCUAUAAGAACGUUGUGUUUACAAUCCCAGGAAAGUCCAUUGUGCUAUUAUUUACUCUAAUCAUGACAGGGUUUAGUAUUCAGGCUAUAUUAAAAUUAGAACAAAGGUUUGAUGUGAAAUGGUUUAUACCAGAUGGUACUUAUUACAAACAGUUUCUUGACAAACACGAUUUUUUUUACCCUGAUGAAGGUCAUGCAGCAAUGGUAUUUCUGGGUGAAAUGAAUUAUAAUGCUGAGUUUAGUUUAUAUACUACGUAGUUAUUAUACUCUGUUAGAUGCAGUUAUUUGUAAGUUACUAACAAUGCAGUUGUUAAGUUAGAGUGGUUUUACCAGUUUAACGCUAAUACAUUACAAUAAUUUCUACCGUUUAUAACCGUCUUUGUCUUCAUGCUUAUGUACCCAUAUAUAAACUGUCAUUAACUUAAUGCGUUGGCCACACCGUGAACGAGGCUAAGCUAACUUAGCUCACGUAUCCGGGGUCUUCAUACUUCGGUUCACACCGCGAACUAAACUAAUCGAGCUAACUAAACUAACCCAACGAUCCCGCUAGCUAUGUAAAAUAUUUGCAAUUCUGCCGCCCUUCAGCCCCGCACCUAUCCAUAGUGUAGCACGUCACUACUUUCUACGUAUUUUCUUAGCUUUGCAUGCAACUACGUGAACUAAGCUAACUAACUUCGUUCGCGAUGUGGCCAGCGCUUAAUAAUAAUGUAUGACAAUGGACACGAAUGAUGAUGCGUAUUAUUUCUGUAAUUUUAUCGCCUUACAAGCAAAACUAUCAUUAGCACUAAAGUUGUUAACAUCAUCAAAACUAUGCUGCAUGAAUUUUGAGUAUACCUACAUGUAAUAUUAUAUGUAUACAAAACUUUCAAAAACUUCUUUGUAAUAAUGAGGGCAAUGCAGAUAGAAUAAAUAUGCGAUGAAGUAUUUCAAUAGUACUUAGCAAUGAUAACAUCGUCUAAUAUAUAUAGUUUUCAAUUCAAUUCAUUUAUUCAUUUGUUACUAUGGUAUAUGGUAUAUAUGGUAAUAAUAUUUUAACGAAUCUCUGCAACAUCGAGUAUAUAACCAGAAAUAGAGACGAAAUGUCAUUUAA
Hyposmocoma kahamanoa is the source of this 2005-nucleotide messenger RNA. Its product is annotated as patched domain-containing protein 3-like. The record is from RefSeq and is a predicted model, not a curated record. The transcript has 2 exons. The coding region runs from base 130 to 1173 and encodes 347 amino acids. Lineage: Eukaryota; Metazoa; Arthropoda; Insecta; Lepidoptera; Cosmopterigidae. Gene Ontology annotation, cellular component: membrane.